AUGGUGUGGUACUACGAAGGCCGUAAUGGCUGGUGGCGGUACGACACCCGAACGGCCUCCGAAAUUGAGGCAGCGUUUACACAGUCUCUACAAUCAUGUGAAGUCUGCAUUGCCGGCCACAUCUAUAUUGUGGAUUUCACACAGAUGUGCCAGGCACGCAAGGAUCGACCUGGGCGCACUCGAAGGAUCAAGCGGGACAGUGCCGAUCUGGAAGCGAAGGGCAUCGCUGGCCUUCGGCUCUCUCUACUAGAGAAGGCGGCGCAGGAGUCGGUGGUUUGUGGUUCUGCUCCAGCUGAUAUCAUCAGUGGUUCUGUCGCCUCAUGCUCAGAUGCAUCUGCGCCUGACCAUAAUUCCUCUUCUGGACCAAUGAGUUGCGGCGCCUCUGUUUCCCCGGACCAGUUGACGACCCCUCUGGUAAACGUUAAUUUGGAGGAUGAUAGCGAAAACGUUUCGCCCGAUCUUGACUCCAUUCGCGAUUCUGCUCCGUCGCCCACGCGUCUGCGGAGGUCCUCACGCACUCGAGCUCGUCAUCGGUCUGAUUUACGCGAUUGA
Molecule: messenger RNA, 552 nt
Organism: Dibothriocephalus latus
Lineage: Eukaryota; Metazoa; Platyhelminthes; Cestoda; Diphyllobothriidea; Diphyllobothriidae
Source: the annotation of a GenBank genome assembly